This is a messenger RNA of Rotaria socialis, 2340 nucleotides long. Lineage: Eukaryota; Metazoa; Rotifera; Eurotatoria; Philodinida; Philodinidae. The record is from the annotation of a GenBank genome assembly.
AUGCCAAUCGCCCGAGAUCGUGUUGAAAUAUUACAAGUGCAAAAGCUAAUUUAUGCAGUACGAACAGAAGAAAUUGAACAAGUACAAAAAUUAUGUGACAAAGGCGUCGAACAUCUUGUCAACUACAACGAUCCACAAAAUGGAAUGACUGCACUAAUAGCAGCUGUAACACAAAAUAAUGAAAAAAUGAUACAAUAUUUGUUACAGCUAGGUGCUCAUCCUGAUGUUAUUGAUUUUGCUGGUCGUACAGCUGUCAUGCAUGCCGCUGAAUAUGGUCAUGUUAAUGCUUUACAAUUAUUACGUGACGCCAAAGCAAAUCCAAGAAUACAAAAUCUUGAAGGACAAGAUGCUAUUUAUUAUUGUUUUACUGAACCUACACAGCGUCAUAAAGCUUGCUUAAAAAUUUUACUUGAAAUGGGUGCCGAUGUUAAUAAUCGAGCACGUAAUGGUGUACCAAAUUUGGUUUAUGCUUGUUCAAAAUCUAAUGACCAAGAAGAUUUUUGUAUUGAUUUGAUUCGUGCAGGAGCCAAUGUCCAUCUGGUUGAUGAGAAAACACAAAGAACAGCAUUACAUAAUGCUUGUCUAUCAGGAAAUGCAAAAGUUGUACGAGAACUUCUACGUGCAAAAGCUGAUCCAAAUGCCUUAGAUACUAAACGAUCAGCGCCUGUUCAUGAAGCAGCUAAAGGUGGUCAUUUUGAGGCUAUUGCAGUUCUAUCCGGUUAUGGAGCAAAAUUUGAUGUGUACGAUGCACUUAAUAAUAAUCCUAUUCAUUAUGGUGCAGCAUCAAAUGCUGGCAAUGCAAUUCGAUUUUUGGGUCAACGAGGCUGUAAUCCAAAAGCUAAAAAUAAUGAAGGACUUAUUCCAAAAAAGAUUGCCGAUCAAAAUAAAGCAAAAGAUGCCAAGAAAAAUAUGCGAAAAGCAGAAAAAGGCUUCACUGAUAUGACAGCGAAUCUACGUCCAGAUGAAUUUCGUGAUUGGAGAUUAAUGCUUUAUGAUUAUGUAUGUGAAAAUCAAGAACGACUUGAAAAAAUCUUCGAAGAACUCGAUGUUACUGAACAAAAAACGGGCGUUAUACCAACGGAUGGUUUUAAGAAAGUUAUUGAAGACGAAGGAUUUCUUGGAUUUCUUAAACCGGAUGACUUAAAAGAUAUAUGUGAAAAACAUGAAAAGGAACGAAGCGAAUUUGAUUAUAAAGCAUUUUUAACUGGAAAGAAAUAUUUAACAAAACCUUAUUUAAUGGCUGCAUUCGCCGGAAAAAAGAAAAAAAAGAAGAAACCAAAAAAAGCAAAGAAACAAAAAGGUGCUCUACCAAUUGGAAUUCAAGAUGAAGGUCCCCGAACAGCCAAUGGCAAUCCACCAACUAUCUAUGCACCACAACACAUUCAUCAUACAGAUAAUACAAGAUUUUCUCGUGAUAAUUUACCAAAAAAUCCCUUAGAAGAUGAUUCACCAUGGUAUUUGGAUAAACCUGAUAAAGGUUAUGUUAAUUUAUGCGACGCUGCUUAUCGCGGUGAUUUACAAACAUUGUUGAACGCAUAUAAGCGAGGUAUACAAGUCGAUAUACAAGACAAGUUUAUGAAAACACCAUUGAUGGUGGCUUGUGCUCAUGGUGAUCUGAAAACAGUUCAAUUUCUUCUGACAUGCGGGGCUGAUGUUAAUAAAAUAGAUAAUUUUAAAUGGACACCACUCCAUCAUGCUGCACAUAGUGGUAUUCUUGAUGUUGUUCAAGCUAUUGUCGAAGCCGGUGGAGCAAUAAAUGCUGAAUCAAUAACGAAAGCAACACCCUUAAUGCGCGCUAUUGAAAGUUCAUCAUUUCCAGUUUGCGAAUAUCUUGUUAAUAAAGGCGCUAAAGUUUCACAUGAAAAUAUUUCUGGUCUAGAACCGUUAACUGUUGCCGCUGAAUUUGCUGAUCCACGUAUUUAUCAUUUGAUUAAUGAAAAAGUAAAUGGCAGCUCCGGAAAUAAACCUAAAAGUGCUAAUAGAAAGAAAAGUGGAUCAGCAUCAGCAAAGAAACGACAACAAUCAGGGGGAAAAAGUACCAAGACAGAUACGCAAGCAGCAGCUGCUCAACAAACAUCAGCUAUUCAGCAACCACGACGUGGCUCUUUAUUACGUGCUGCUGCUGAAUUAGCUAAAUCCUUUGAAAACACGGAAUCCAUUGCUUUUCAUCCGAAGACAAAAUGGACAGAUCUACCAACAACAAAAGAACUUUUACAUGAAAAAGCCGUUGUACGUGAUCGUCUUGGUUGGGAAGUUGAUUUUACUGAUUUUAAAAUGCCAUUUAUGACUAACGUUAGUAAACGACUAGAACAAAUGACAAUGCCUGAAGUUAAAAUAUAA